UUCCUGAUUCGUACAUUUGUGCUCCCGUUCAGUCGCACCCCAUGGGAAGGAGCUCAGACCACCCUGUUCUGUGCCUUGUCACCGAAACUGAGUCCUGGCGGUUAUUAUCGAAAUUGUUCACUGGCCCAGCCGAACAAGCAGGCUUUGGAUGAUACAAUCUGUGAGUGUGUUUGGGGUGUCUCGGAGAAACUGGUCGUGGAUUCGUGA
Echinostoma caproni is the source of this 207-nucleotide messenger RNA. The record is from the annotation of a GenBank genome assembly. Lineage: Eukaryota; Metazoa; Platyhelminthes; Trematoda; Plagiorchiida; Echinostomatidae.